AUGGAGCAUGCUCAGCAGCGCUGUGAGAACGCCCAGGUCCAGGACUGGCGAGAAGGCAAAAGUAAAGAAGCAGAAAUAAAGAGAAUAAACAAAGAGCUGGCAAACAUUAGAUCCAAAUUUAAAGGUGACAAAGCCCUGGACGGCUACAGCAAGAAGAAGUAUGUGUGCAAGCUGCUGUUCAUCUUCCUGCUGGGCCACGACAUCGACUUCGGGCACAUGGAGGCCGUGAACCUGCUCAGCUCCAACAGAUACACCGAGAAGCAGAUUGGCUAUCUCUUCAUCUCUGUGCUGGUGAACUCCAACAGUGAGCUCAUCCGCCUGAUCAACAACGCCAUCAAGAACGACCUUGCCAGCCGCAACCCCACCUUCAUGGGCCUGGCCCUGCACUGCAUUGCCAACGUGGGCAGCCGGGAGAUGGCCGAGGCGUUUGCGGGGGAGAUUCCCAAAAUCCUCGUUGCUGGAGACACCAUGGACAGCGUGAAGCAGAGCGCCGCCCUGUGCCUGCUGCGUUUGUACAGGACGUCCCCGGACCUCGUCCCCAUGGGUGACUGGACGUCUCGCGUGGUGCACCUCCUCAAUGACCAGCAUCUGGGUGUGGUAACUGCCGCCACCAGCCUCAUCACCACCUUGGCGCAGAAGAACCCAGAAGAGUUCAAGACCUCUGUGUCUCUGGCCGUCUCCAGGUUAAGCAGAAUCGUGACGUCGGCCUCCACAGACCUUCAGGAUUACACCUACUACUUUGUCCCGGCCCCCUGGCUGUCCGUCAAGCUGCUGCGGCUCCUGCAGUGCUACCCGCCCCCAGAAGAUCCUGCAGUACGUGGCCGCCUGACCGAGUGCCUGGAGGCGAUUCUCAACAAAGCCCAGGAGCCGCCUAAGUCCAAGAAGGUGCAGCACUCCAACGCCAAGAACGCUGUGCUCUUCGAGGCCAUCAGCCUGGUCAUCCACCACGACAGCGAGCCGAACCUGCUGGUCCGAGCCUGUAACCAGCUGGGCCAGUUCCUGCAGCACCGGGAGACCAACCUGCGCUACCUGGCCCUGGAGAGCAUGUGCACACUGGCCAGCUCCGAGUUCUCCCACGAGGCCGUGAAGACGCACAUUGAGACGGUCAUCAAUGCCCUGAAGACGGAGCGGGAUGUGAGCGUGCGGCAGCGGGCCGUGGACCUCCUCUAUGCCAUGUGCGACCGCAGCAACGCCCAGCAGAUUGUGGCUGAGAUGCUGAGCUACCUGGAGACGGCGGACUACUCCAUCCGAGAAGAGAUUGUGCUGAAGGUGGCCAUUCUGGCAGAGAAGUAUGCCGUGGACUACACGUGGUACGUAGACACCAUCCUGAACCUGAUCCGCAUUGCUGGUGACUAUGUGAGUGAAGAGGUGUGGUAUCGCGUCAUACAGAUCGUCAUCAACCGGGACGAUGUGCAGGGUUACGCCGCCAAGACCGUGUUUGAGGCUCUGCAGGCCCCGGCGUGCCACGAGAACCUGGUCAAAGUUGGCGGCUACAUCCUUGGGGAGUUUGGGAACUUGAUAGCAGGAGACCCGAGGUCCAGCCCCCUGACCCAGUUCCACCUUCUGCACUCCAAGUUCCACCUGUGCAGCGUGCCCACCAGGGCGCUUCUCCUGUCCACCUACAUCAAGUUCGUGAACCUCUUCCCGGAGGUGAAGGGCACCAUCCAGGACGUGCUGCGCAGCGACAGCCAGCUGAGGAACGCUGAUGUGGAGCUGCAGCAGCGCGCCGUCGAGUACCUGCGGCUCAGCACUGUUGCCAGCACCGACAUCCUGGCGACUGUCCUGGAGGAGAUGCCCCCCUUUCCAGAGCGCGAGUCCUCCAUCCUGGCCAAGCUCAAGAAGAAGAAGGGCCCGAGCACCGUGACCGACCUGGAGGAGGCCAAGCGGGAGAGGAGUGCCGAUGUCAACGGGGGCCCCGAGCCCGCCCUGGCCAGCACUAGCGCCGUGUCCACACCGUCUCCGUCGGCAGACCUCCUGGGUCUGGGGGCCGCACCCCCAGUCCCCGCAGGCCCCCCACCCUCUUCCGGUGGGCUGCUCGUGGAUGUCUUCUCAGACUCACCCUCUGCGGUUGCGCCCCUGGCUCCCGGCUCCGAGGACAACUUCGCCAGGUUUGUCUGUAAAAACAAUGGUGUGUUGUUUGAAAACCAGCUGCUUCAGAUUGGACUGAAGUCUGAGUUUCGGCAGAAUUUAGGUCGGAUGUUCAUAUUUUAUGGUAACAAGACCUCCACACAGUUCCUGAAUUUUACUCCGACACUUAUCUGUUCGGACGACCUCCAGGCCAAUCUGAGCCUGCAGACCAAGCCUGUGGACCCAACCGUGGAUGGGGGCGCACAGGUGCAGCAGGCGGUCAACAUCGAGUGCGUGUCCGACUUCACGGAGGCGCCAGUUCUCAACAUCCAGUUCAGGUACGGGGGAACCUUUCAGAACGUGUCUGUGAAGCUGCCUAUCACACUCAACAAGUUUUUUCAGCCCACGGAAAUGGCUUCUCAGGAUUUCUUCCAGCGCUGGAAGCAGCUGAGCAACCCCCAGCAGGAGGUGCAGAGCAUCUUCAAGGCCAAGCACCCGAUGGACACAGAGGUCACCAAGGCCAAGAUUAUCGGCUUUGGCUCUGCGCUCCUAGAGGACGUCGACCCUAACCCUGCGAACUUCGUGGGUGCUGGCAUCAUACACACCAGGACGGCCCAGAUCGGGUGUCUGCUGCGUCUGGAGCCCAACCUGCAAGCCCAGAUGUACCGGCUGACGCUGCGGACAAGCAGGGAGACCGUCUCUCAGAGGUUGUGUGAAUUGCUGUCGGAACAGUUUUAAAUCGGCAAGGGCGGAGGGUCAGGCUCCCGUCUGUGCAUCUCCUCGUCUCCACCUCUGUCUUCGUUGCUGAGCUGCAGGUCCGUGCCCUGCCCGGUGUCGCAGCCCCACUUCUUGGCCUCGUCCCUCCUGGGGAUGGAUGGGGAGCCUGUGUGCCCUUGAGGAGGAGGCUUAGCCUGGACCCAGCCAGCCUGCCGAGUCAGGAGGAAGGGCGUGGCUCCCGGGAUCAACUCUCACAGAAAUCAAGACAGUUCUGUGGUUAAGUCUACACAUUAAAGGGAAAUUAGAAGUUCAA
Odocoileus virginianus texanus is the source of this 3097-nucleotide messenger RNA. The record is from RefSeq and is a predicted model, not a curated record. NCBI's taxonomy places the organism in Eukaryota, Metazoa, Chordata, Mammalia, Artiodactyla, Cervidae.